Molecule: messenger RNA, 1485 nt
Organism: Anopheles marshallii
Lineage: Eukaryota; Metazoa; Arthropoda; Insecta; Diptera; Culicidae
Exons: 6
Coding region: 1-1485 (494 amino acids)
Biological process (GO): protein processing; regulation of fatty acid beta-oxidation
Cellular component (GO): peroxisome
Molecular function (GO): serine-type endopeptidase activity
Source: RefSeq, a predicted model, not a curated record
AUGAAGAUUCCAGCAAUAGCAAAACAUGGCACUAUUUUCUGCACGACUGGCAGUCACAAAGCAUCGGCAAUUUUCGUCGGCAAUGAGCUUGUUAUCACCUCUGGAUUAAUUUUGAGCGAUAACGAGCGCUAUGUAGAGGAGCUUAGCAAAGCCGUCAAACAUAGCCCAGUCGUAGAGGUUUCCAAAUCCACUGAACUCAAAGACAUCUUUCAUUUAGAUUUUCGCGUUGUUUGUAGGCACGAGAAUGUGCUGCGGGAACAACCGGCUCGUGCUUAUCAAAUAGUGUACUCUCGGCGGGUGAAAGAAUGCAUGGAAACGAUGCUAGAGGGAUUGCAAGUGUCCAUUAACGGUGAUAUGAAACCAAUUCGUUUGUAUGCCAUGCUUUUUGCCAGCAUCAUUAUUCUGUCCACAAAUCUAACAAAACGGGUUGCGUGGGAUCAGGUUAAGGGAGUACUCGAGCGACUUCAACCAUCCAGCAGCGAAAGAGCAAAUCUGCUGGAUAAGGUGGUAACCGUAUCCACCCCGUUUGGGGAUGAAUCCUUCUUCAACACGCUGCACGUCGGACACGUUUCAAACAUUUUCGGUGAACAGGACUGUGUGCUGCUGCUCGACACUCAUCUCAGCUCGGGCUGCCAGGGAGGAGCGGUUUACAACUACCAAAUGAAAAUGCAAGGCAUUCUUAUCGGCGCUACUUUUAUGUAUCGUAACGAGAAUGUUUGCUUCCCACUAGCGAUCAACAUGGAAGAAAUUGUAAGCAUUGUUUCAAACCGUAGAAACCUUUGCCAAAGCUUAACAACCGCAUUGCCAGCACAAGCGUUUCGUUCCGUCUGUAUGAUUGACUCGCAAGGAUGCUGGGGAACCGGAUGUGCAUUCGAGCUGAACGGUAAACAUUAUAUAAUUUCCUGUUCUCACGUACUCGCAACGGAUAACAUUACAUGCAUGUUUAAUGAUCGCAAACUAAUGCACCCGAAACUUGUGUACAAAAAUCCAACCUUCGAUAGUGCGUACGAUAUUGCACUGAUGGAGGCAACGUUCGAAGAGGAAGCGAAAUCGUCGAAUUGGUACUGUCAGUUAGCUAAUUACAUUCCCCGCAUUGGUCAACGUUUGUAUGCUGUUGGCUUUCCCGUGUUUAAAUCGUUAGCCAGCGGGUCAGUUUUUAAACCUAGCAUUAUUCCGGGUCGUGCCACAAAGUACAGUGAGGGUAUCCUGUUUACGGAUUGUUCCAUUCAAUGUGGGCAAAGCGGUGGUCCAAUAUUCGAUGAGAAUGGUUUAUUGGUAGCAAUCGCUGUAUCAAACUUCAAGAGCUCUUUAGAUAAUUUAAUCUACAACUGUCACAACAUGUGCGUACCGGUGAAUGAUAUUUACGGCAUUCUGGAAAACUAUUCGAAAACACGUGAUAAAGCAUCCCUCGCAGGAUUACAGGCUGAUUGGAGUGUGCGAUCGAAGUGGAAACUUAAACCUCCAGUAAUUUUAAACAAACUAUAG